Mytilinidion resinicola is the source of this 1564-nucleotide messenger RNA. Its product is annotated as NAD(P)-binding protein. Lineage: Eukaryota; Fungi; Ascomycota; Dothideomycetes; Mytilinidiales; Mytilinidiaceae. The transcript has 2 exons. The coding region runs from base 100 to 1491 and encodes 463 amino acids. Gene Ontology annotation, cellular component: cytoplasm. The record is from RefSeq and is a predicted model, not a curated record.
AAGCAGCGGUCUUAAGAAAACUGCAAGGCUUUUUUUGAGAGUCGGCGCUACUUAUACUGAAGCUUGCCCCGCAGCCACCGUGAGAAGCAAAUCACACCCAUGCCUCUUACCAUCCUGACCGACGCGGACGUCCGCGCACUCCUCCAUUCCCUCACGAAGCAAGAUAUUCUAGACCUGCAACAGUCGCUUGCUGACGCGCUCCACUACUACUCCACUUCCACAGAGGACGACGGCAAUGGCUGUUGUUCCUCGUAUCAGCCCAUUCGGACUGCCCUCAAGCGGACCGAUGGACAGACGACGCUCCUCAUGCCAGCCAGCAGCAAUAACGGGGUGGGAGUGAAGAUAGUAACAUUGUCCGAACCAGUCAACAAAUCAUCGCCUGUAGCCUCCUUCGACGCGCUCUCGCUAUCUUCCGCACGCACAGCGUCCACGAGCUCUUCAACAACCGCCUUCGAUGUGCCCCCCGACUCGGUUGCCAGUAGCCAAAGCACUACCCCUCGAGGAUCUCUCACGCUGAUGGACAAGGAGGGCUCACCGCGGGCACUCAUAAAUGCCGAAGAAAUCACAGCCUUCCGCACAGCAUUAGCGUCGACCAUGCUGUUCAAGAAGCGGAAAAACGUCCACGACCUGACAGUAUUUGGGGCUGGCAAGCAGGCAUACUGGCACAUACGGCUGGCACUUCUACUCCGCGGCCCUGAAAUACACCACCUGAGCAUCAUCAACCGCAGCUUCGAUAGCGCGCACAGGCUCAUAGAGAAGCUAUAUAAGCCCUUCGACGAGCCUGUGGUAUUUCCAACUCUAACCGUCCCGACUGCCGAGAUUUCAGAUCUGUCACGGCCGAAGAUCGCCAUCAUAACGCCAUCGCACACCGAGUACGGCCGUCUUCUCAAAUCGACUAUCCGCGCUUCCUCUGCAAUCUUCUGCACUACGCCUUCACUCGAGCCGCUCUUCCCAGCAUCAUACCUGACGAGCACGGAGGGCCGCAAGAAGGGCAGGUAUAUUGCCGCCAUCGGGUCAUACAAACCGCACAUGGUGGAACUGCACCCUGAUAUCCUUCGUCAAGCCGUUGGACCACAGCAUAGUAACCACCACCAUAAACAUGCACAGCAAGGCGGGGCGAUCGUCGUAGACAGUGUCGAGGCUUGUCUAAAAGAGGCGGGCGAGAUUAUCCAGGCUGGGUUAGGUGGACGCGAGGUGGUCGAAAUUGGGGAGCUGCUGAUGCUGAAGCGCGAUGCGGACAGGAGACGGCAAGAGGCGCAACAGUCGACUGAUGAUCUUGAUAAGAGUGGUGUGGAGCUCGGGAGCGGUAAGAAGAGAAAAGGCGCGGAGGGGAAGGAACAUGCUGCGGGAAAAGGGUUAACGGAAUGGCUGCAGAGGGGCAAUGUCAUAUAUAAAAGCGUGGGGCUAGGCCUGAUGGAUGUGGUUGUCGGAGAAGAUCUCGUCAGACUGGCAGAUGAAAGAGGACUGGGAACUAGAAUCGAGAAUUUCUAAAUAUGUGUAGAGGAGUUGGAGGCAUUUUAAGUUCAAGGUUUGCCACAGGUAAGUUAACCGAACCGCCCCAAUU